Molecule: messenger RNA, 330 nt
Organism: Temnothorax curvispinosus
Lineage: Eukaryota; Metazoa; Arthropoda; Insecta; Hymenoptera; Formicidae
Exons: 1
Source: RefSeq, a predicted model, not a curated record
GUUCUCACCGGGCAUGGCUGCUUUGGUGUGUACCUGCACCGCAUAGAGAAAGAGGCCACGACAAAAUGUCACCACUGCGACGAGGAGAGGGACACGGCGCAGCACACGCUGGCGCAUUGUCCAGCGUGGGCAGAACAGCGCCGUGUCCUACAGAGGGAGGUAGGCCGAGACCUCUCCCUCCCGGCCAUAGUGGCGGUUAUGGUCGGGGACCAGGAAAAAUGGAGGGCCUUUACCAGCUAUUGCGGCUCGGUGAUGGCCUGCAAGGAAGAGGCCGAGAAGAUCCGUCGCGGGAAGGUAGACCCUCCGGCGGACCUCUCGGAUCAAGAUUAA